Messenger RNA from Chironomus riparius, 1524 nucleotides. The record is from the annotation of a GenBank genome assembly. NCBI's taxonomy places the organism in Eukaryota, Metazoa, Arthropoda, Insecta, Diptera, Chironomidae.
AUGAACAUUUUGUAUUUCUCUUUAUUUAUACUUGUUGGAUCAAUCAUCUCGCUUAUAAAUGCUCAUCAGCAACAUCCACAUGGUCAACAGAUUUCAGUUCAACUUAGUGAAGAAUUAAAUAGCGCUAAUAACAAAUUAAAUGGAAUUUUUGCACAUCCUGAAAUAGAAAAUCGAAAAGUUGUGGUUCUAUCGAUUGCUGGAGCUUAUCGCAAGGGCAAGAGCUUCUUUUUAAACUAUUGCUUGCGGUUUUUGUAUGCAAAUUAUCGAUCAAUUAACACAUUGAACCAACCAUUCGUCAAAAAUCAUAAUUGGUGGGGCAGAGAUGAUGAGCCAUUACUAGGAUUUUCUUGGAAACAUGGAAGUGAUCCAGACACAAAGGGAAUACUUUUCUGGAGUGAUAUCUUCCUUCAUGAAGAAAAUGGAGAAAAGAUUGCAAUAAUUCUAAUGGACACGCAAGGUAUUUUUGGAUUUGAAGCUGACCAUCAACUAGAUGCAAAAGUUUUAGGAAUAACAAACUUCAUUUCAUCUAUACAAAUUCUUAACAUAAAUAAUUUUAUAGAAGAUCAUCAACUUGAGCACUUAAAGUUGGUCACGGAUUUUGCACAAUUAACAACAAACCGGCAAAAUGAAAACUUAUUAACCAGCACCUCCAAGCCAUUUCAAAAGUUGCUAAUUUUAUUCAGAGAUUGGAGUGAUGAAGAAUUCGGAUAUAGAUAUGGACCUGGAUAUGAUGGCGGGGAACUUUAUUUAAAAAGAGUUCUUAACUCGAAAGUUGGAACAAAUCUUAAUGUUCAGGAUGUUCAGGAUCAUAUCAAAGAUUCGUAUGAUAAUAUCGACGCAUUCUUAUUGACAUCUCCUGGAGAAAUCAUCAGUGAUGAAACCUUUGAUGGACGUUGGAAUCUAUUGAAUGAUGAAUUUAAGGUACAAAUUAAAACCUUAAUUGAAUCAAUUCUGUCACCUAAAAAUCUGGCUCUUAAGAAAAUAUUUGACAAGAAAGUAACAGCAAAGGAACUAUUGAAGUACAUUCUGUUAAUAUUUGCAGCUUUUAAAGGUUCAGAUGCUCCGAAAAGUAAAUUUAUUUUUGAUUCUUUUAUUAAACCGGAACUUACUGAGCUGUCUGAACAAGCAGUCAAUGAAUAUAUGAAGAAAAUGAGACAAAGUACUGACCACACUAAUCCAAAUUAUGCUAUCAAGCUUUUAACUGAUCAUAAUCGUAUAAAAAUGGAAGUUAUUGAAAUUUUCAAGAAUGUACCAAAAAUGACGUCUAAAAAUGAGUUUAUUGGACUUAUAAGUCUUAAUAUUGAAAUAGCGUUUUUAAAUUGGAAACCUUCUGUUAAAACUUUACAUGAUCAGUAUAUUGCUCAUAAAAAACAAUUAGAAUAUCAAGCAUGGCAAAGCUUACAAGCAAGAAGAGAAGGAGCAAGAAGAAUUUAUGAAAAAACGCCUCAAUAUCAAUCAUGCAGAUUUUUCACAAUGUAUAUGCACGAUUGUGGAAUGACCAAUAAUGUAAAUUCUGUUACAUAA